Messenger RNA from Colletes gigas, 5093 nucleotides. RefSeq lists its product as uncharacterized. Lineage: Eukaryota; Metazoa; Arthropoda; Insecta; Hymenoptera; Colletidae. Bases 341 to 2458 code for a protein of 705 amino acids. The transcript is spliced from 10 exons. The record is from RefSeq and is a predicted model, not a curated record. Gene Ontology annotation, cellular component: membrane.
UUCGUGCUGGAUCUGUCUCCGGUGGAGGUAUGGUUUCGCGCGUCCGCGACGCUCUGUGUUUCUAACCCUUCCCAGGUACCUGUUACAGAACGUACAGCCGAGGGAAAAAGUACAGUGAACCUAGUCUCGCUGGGGCGUCCGGAGUCGCCAUUAGAAAAACAGCAGGAAGUCGAUAGUUAUAACGGACUGUGCGGACCUAUCUCAACGCAGAUGGAGUAGAAGUGGAACAAAAUGAUGGAGAUAGGAGGAGGACCAUUGGUGUAAUAGACGACCGUAGGUCGUCCGGAAUUCCUGGAUCAUCCGUACCCGCCUUCGAUAAAGACUUCCCGAUAUAUUCAAGAUGACGAUAACGGCGUCCACCGAGAAGAUGGAGACGACGAAGGACUUGCCGAGAAAGAAGUUUAUCAAUACUAAUCUCCUAUCGCUGAAGCUCUUAUUAUUCCUCUUUUUCGGAGGAAUGGGCUGCCUCUUCCCGUUUCUACCAUUGCACAUGAUGGAAAUGGGCCUGAGCAUCGACCAGAUACGAAUGAUCUCGAUGAUCUCGCCGGCGGUGGCCAUAUUGGGACCCUUGAUCGCUGGACCGAUCGCGGACAAGCUGGCUGGCCAUCAGGGACGAAACGACAAGUCGUCGACGGGUCGUUACCUCAGGGUGAUGAUCGCCAUCGCCUGCGUUUUGUCCGCCAUUUUCUACGCUUUCCUAUUAAUAAUACCGGCCGUCGAUCGCGUCGAACACCCGAGGGAACGGAAACCACAUCUCCAGUUCAACUGCGAUCAAAUAGGCGCGGUCGUGGUGCAAGAGGGAUGCAAGGAUCGCGGAACGUGUCACAGAUGGUCCGACGAGACCAGGGUCGGACCCUUGCUUCUCAAGGGUUGCAACUACGCUUGCCAUCCCGUAGGGUCCAAACUAUGGCGAACCGAGGAUUCGGGGGGUUCCCUCGCCUUUGGGACCACCGAUUCCGAUAUCGGUGUUCUCGAUGGCAGCGGAGAAUCCGCGGUUAUCCCUCUCGAGAGCGAAAUGUACGCGCAGGAACCGGAGGAUACCAGGAAGAUGCAAAGGUUCGCGAUGGAUGAAAACGAACCGCCACACCUGUGCUUCAAAGAGGGUGAUAACGUAGUGUGUCACGUCUACACAGAGUACUCGGGCACAUUGGCCGUAAACGCCACACUGGGACAGGCUUUAAACAAAAACGGCAGCGAUCAAGGAUUGUGUGUAUACCCCGUGGUCGAGUACUUUACUUGUCGAAUACCCCCAGAACUGAACGCCAGAAUGGCAGAUGUCUAUGAGACCUGCUCCAUCAAAUGCGACUUGGUUGAUCCGUACACUCUUCCAGACAGCGUUCUGGUAGAGAGCCAGUGUCAGAAAGCGGACGAGGACUGGUCGCACCUGGUGUUCUGGACGUACUUGGCCAUUCGAUCAGCCGCUGAUAUAUUCCCAACGACAGCCGUGGCUUUGAUCGACGCUGCUGUGGUGAUAGCCACCAGGGAAACUUCCUGCGGACGCGGCGACGUGGGUCGUCAGCUGGCCUUUGGUUCUCUUGGCUUCGCAAUCUUCGGCCCUCUGACUGGCUACCUGUGCACAUUGAUAGAUAACUUGAAUUCCUUCUACUAUCUGCCAAUCGGUUUGCACGCCGGUUUUAUGCUCCUGGCGGCUCUGGUCGCCCUAUGCGCCAAUGGGAUGCCUCUAAGUCCGCCGGAAUGGUGGUGGCACACCAGAAGCGGCAUGCUAGCGCUUCCCAUGAGCGCCAUCAAGAGAUACGGCAGCGAAACUGCCGCUUUGGUGAUCGUCCUGAUAGUCAUGGGAACCUUCUGGAGCGCCAUGGACAGCUAUCUCCCAUUACACUUGCAGAAAUUGGGAGGCAACGAGCUUCCUAUUGGCGUGGCCAUGACCGUGGGGGCGGUCCCAGCAUUCUUAUUCCUCUGGAAAUCCGAACAUCUCGUCGAUUAUUGUGGCCACAGUAAUCUCCUUAUCACUGCCUUCACUGUGUAUAUUAUUAGGUUUACUGGACUGAGUCUCGUCGCGGGAGCUUGGUGGUCCUUAAUUUCCGAGGCUCUCGAGGUCUUCACUCUAGGAAUUAUGUGGGUCACUGCCAUUCUUUAUCUCAGACACUUGGUCCCGCGUCACUUGACCGUGACUGCUCAAGCGCUACCUGUGAUUGCGCACUUCUGCGUCGGUCGAUGUAUCGGAGCCGUGAUCGGUGCUUACAUAAAUGUCGACGACACUGACAUCGUCGACUCGUUGCGAUUCGUUUAUCGUUGCAUGGCAGUCGCGGCCGCGGGAGUAUCUGCCUUGUAUUUCGUCUUAUAUCACGGCCUAUUGAAGCCACGGUGUCAUGCACACACUAUACAGGGUCCACGACAACCACCCACCGUUGUGCAAGCGAUGAACGGAAACGGGAAUUACACGCCGCUCAGGGUCUACCACAACGGAAUGGGCAGGAAAGGUCAAUUCCGCUAUUGAAGAUUAGGAGAAAGGUCAAUUCUAUUAUCGAAGAUUAGGAAAGAAAAAGAGACGGAUCGUUGAACGACAGUUUAAAUGUCACGUUACGGUGCUAGCGAUUAGGGUGUCGCUGUUGUUACGAUUUGAAAGAAAAUGAAAAUGGUUAGGCGAACACGCUGUAAAAUUUCCAAUGGCGCCUUUAGCGUUAACUUCUAACAAUUUUCACUGGCGUCGACGAUAGUCGUAGUCUUUGAUACUAUCAUCAUUUCUUCGUACAAACAGUCACUAAGGAUUUAUUUUGCUCAGGUGUACUUUAAAGCGUCGACACGAGCCUCUACAUUUACCAGUACCGAAAUGAGAUUACGAGCCAAGAAGGUGGAAGUACUCGAAUUUCGAACCAAGCUCGCGCAAAUUUUUUUUAAUUAUUCUCAAUCGUCUCGAAGCGACCGUCGUAGUUGUAGAUGUCGAUCAUUAAUGAUAAUAAAAUAAUGAAAUCGAUGAUAUCGCGAGUGCAAUGACUGAUCACAAGCAAACGUCUAUUAUAAGUAUACGAAUAUUGAUAGAAAUCAACGACGACAACGUAGACAUUGGUCAAUUUUUAACCUGUCUGGCAAAGAGAAAUUUUUUAAUACGAAAUCGUUUACCCCGGAGACCAUAUUACUAUUAUUUUUCAAACAGAUAUUUCUGCUUAUCUUUCCCAACUUUACCAUUAUCUCUAGAAUAAAUAAUCGUGCACUUUGGAUUCCUUAAGAGCUGUAAAAAAAUUCCGUCGCCAGCCAGGCCCAAAGUUGAGUAAUCUUUACCACAGUUCUUUGCUACUUUGUUUAUUUUGUUUGUACACGAUGAUUCGAAUAUUCAAACAUUUGCGUUCUUGGAUGUUGUACUUUCAGAUACUCCUCGAUGAGAAAAUAAGAAAAAAAAAAAAGACAAGAGACAAUGAGUGGCAAAGGAUCGAAGAUCUUUGCUUGGCUCAUCAUUCCUGAGUACUUGUACCUAUGUUUGUAACGAUAGCAACGUUGUACUACACGAUCACUACAACGAUUCUAAAUGUAACAUAUUUGUAAUGCUUUUUCAUUCUCAUAGUCUUUGUAUUCUUUGUAAGUGUACAAGUAUUAUUUUCGAACUUGCGAAACGGUACGAACCUGUUUCGUAACUGUUUGAUUUUUUUUUUUUUUUUUUUUGUAUAUUAGACUGCGAUCACGUAAGCGUUGCGUAUUCAUACUGUUUUUAAGAAAAAGAAUUUCUACGGGCCUGUUGUAUCGUAUCUGUACAGAGUGUUCCACGCAAUUGGGAACAAUUGUGUCUUUAGAAUGAUUAGAAAGAAUCUCUGAUCGUUUCAAAGACACGAUUAUCUCCCAUUUUGCGUGGGUCAGCCUGUACACUGAGGAAUAAUCGUCUCUCUAUGUAGGAUAAGACUUUACCUGACAGAUAAGAGAAAGUAAUAUAUUGAAUUGUGGGAUCGAUGUGUAUACACGAAGGAAAAAAAGAGAAAUAAAUAAAACUGAACAACAAAAAAUAGGGUUUGGAUACAAUGUUACAAUUUAUGGUAUAUUAUACGUAAUAAACACCUAUAACGCUAACAAAAAUUAAUAUUCAACGAACAUGGAUAAUGGAAAAGAACACUUGGAUGUUUCAUAGAACGGUUGUCACUGUCUUUGCAUUUUAAAAAUAAUCGUAAACGCGACCGACUCUCUACAAAAUUAUCUCCCUUUUCAAAUUUCUAUUCGACGAUUUUUAAUAAGCUAACGACCCGCCGAAUUUUCAGUCGAAACAGUUAGACAUCUGCUCGUAAAGUCUACGUGUACAAAAAAAUAAUGACUGUGUUCUCGACAGUUUGUAAUAAAUUUAUUGGAGUAGAUUUCGAUUCACCUGAUAUCAACAGACGAACAUGCGACUAUCAUGGAAAUGUUCGCUUGCUACAGUUCGAAAUACAUUGUUAGGCUAAAAGUAAAUUAUCAUGGACCAUAGAAAACAGCGACCAUCAACGUACCUUUAGGGCCAUCUUUACCAUUUCAUGGACAUUCGUUCAUUCACACCUAUUUAUACAUAAUAUUACCUAGACGAUUGUAGGUAUUAAUAUUCGAUAGUCGUAUUUAACAUAUUUAUAUAAACUUCAGAAUCGUAUCGUUCUUAAUCCGCGCGUUAAACGUCCCUAUUUUUCUGAUCAACGCCCCGCUCGAAUGCACCGCGAGACUCUUCGUUUCAGGAAAUACUUUUCUUUUCUUUUCUUCUUCCAAAGUGUGUGCAGUCUUACAAGAAUAACAUUAAAUGACGGAUGAAUCAUGAGCAUAAAAAAUUGUAUCGAUGACAAAUCGGGCGAGGGGCCUCUUCGUCCCGUGAAACGACCACUAAUUAAUGUCAAACGCUUACCUAAAAUUAUCGAAAGAAGUUACUAAAGCUUAAUAUCUUUUUACAUCAUUCUACAUUACACAAUGCACUGUACAGACAAGGAGGUCGUUGGGCAAACUUCAUAUUUGCACGUAGAAAAAAAAAAGAAAAAAAAAAGAAACCUCGUCGACAUUCUUACGCUGACUAUCAAUAUAUGUAUACGUAAUGCUUUAUAGUUACUUCCAAUAAGUAUUACUUAGUCGAUUAACAAGUACGUUUCAAUAAUCGUGAAACGUACGUGUCGAAGAACCGUCGCGUGGUCGAUUGG